GAUUUUGAUAAAAUUGCUGUUAUCGGAAGAGGUGCUUUUGGUGAAGUUCGUCUUGUUAAAGAUAAACAAACAGGAAAAAUUUCAGCUAUGAAAAUGUUGAAAAAGACUGAAAUGAUGAGAAAGAAUCAGGUCCAACACGUAAGAACUGAAAGAAAUUUGAUGGCCGAUUCUGGCGAGAACAGUCAAUUCAACGAGUGGAUUGUAGGAUUGCAUUGCUCUUUCCAAGAUGAUGAAUACUUGUAUUUAGUUAUGGAAUUUUUGCCAGGUGGUGAUAUGAUGACUUGGUUAAUUCACAAGGAAUAUUUUACUGAGGAAGAAACAAGGUUUUAUAUUGCGGAAUUAGUGAUGGCAGUUGGAUCAAUUCAUGCUUUAGGAUAUGUACAUAGAGACUUGAAGCCGGACAAUAUUUUACUUGAUGGAAUGGGUCACAUUAAAUUGAGUGAUUUUGGCCUGUCCAAACCAUAUAAAGAGGAAUCUGGAUCUGAAGAUGCAAGAAAAUCAAUAGAAGAAGCUGCCAGUGAAUUAAAUUCUACUAUUGUGGAAACUGGUAAACAAAGAGAUGAAUGGAGAAAGAAAGGUCGUGUCAAGUUAUAUUCUACUGUUGGUAGUACUGGUUAUAUUGCACCAGAAGUUUUGUUAAAGAAGGGAUAUGGUUUGGAAUGUGAUUGGUGGUCUGUUGGUAUUAUCAUGUUUGAAAUGUUGUGUGGUUAUCCACCAUUUUCUUAUGAUGAACCUCCAGCUCAAACAUGUCACAGAAUUAUUAGGUGGAAGGAAAACCUUCAAUUCCCAAGCGACGUGGUCUUGUCAGAUGAAGCAAAAGAUCUCAUUCUCAAACUUCUCUGUGAUCCAGAAGAUAGAAUUGGUACUAAUGGUGUAGAAGAUAUUAAGAACCAUCCAUUCUUUUCUGGUAUUAAUUGGGAAAAUAUCAGACAUAUUCAACCUCCAUUUGUUCCAGAAUUAGAGAGUGAAAUUGACCAUAGAUACUUUGAUUGCUUUGAAGAAAAUGAA
This is a messenger RNA of Naegleria gruberi, 1008 nucleotides long. RefSeq lists its product as uncharacterized. Gene Ontology annotation, molecular function: protein serine/threonine kinase activity; ATP binding. The transcript is spliced from 2 exons. The record is from RefSeq and is a predicted model, not a curated record. Gene Ontology annotation, biological process: peptidyl-serine phosphorylation; intracellular signal transduction. The annotation marks the transcript as partial. NCBI's taxonomy places the organism in Eukaryota, Heterolobosea, Eutetramitea, Acrasida, Naegleriidae.